GAUAUGAUCAAAUAUAUACGGAGCAUAUCUAUACACUGAAGCUUCCUCUCUCUCUCUCUCUCUCUCUCUCUCUCUCUCUACACUCUCCCUUUUUUCUUCUUCUUCUUCCUCUUAGUCAGUCAUAUAUACAUUGUUUUACUGGUAUUCCAUCGUCUCUUUAGGCGCUUUCUUUCCCUGAGUUUAACCGGAAUGAACUGAGAUCGAGUAGAACUGGGCAGGUGAUGAUGGCAUUAUUUCAUCUCCGGCCACAAAGCUAGCGGGGUAGAACUGUAUAGUAUGUGAUUAAAGCCGGCAGAUCAAGAUAGAUCAGCGGAUGGAACUUGAAUGUGGGCUUUACUUUAAAGGAUUGCGAUUGUUGUUGAAAAACUAGAAAUCAAAGAUGGAUCAGAACUCGAAUGAGGACGUGAAGGAAAGCCGUCUUUAAUUUGUUUUAUACAUUUGGUGUCUUGUUUUCCGAUCAUAGGAAUAGAGCCAGAGGUUUCAAGCUAGCUUUAUUCAGUUCUCCGUUAACCUUCUCGCCGGUUUCAUAUCUCUUCUCUUCUCUUCUCUUCUCUCUCUGUGAUGUUUCUGUACACACACGUAACAAGAUACACGCAUUCUUCUGUGUAGAUAGAUAGUUUAUAUUCUGUAUACCUGUUUCCUGGUUGUUGUUCGUUUGGUUGCUGUGACGAGAAGUGGAUAGGUAUCAUUGUGAAGUAGUUAGUGGAGGUAAUUAUAGAGGGGGAAAAAAGAGAGGAAAAGUUAUUGAUGGCGUAUCAGAAUCAGUUGUCACAAGAAAUGGCGAGCUUACAGCAUUUCUCAGAGCAGCAGCUGGGAGAAAAUUCGUCGGUAUUGCGGACUAUACUUCCGCAACAGCUAGGAGGUCAGUCGUCGCCGACGGGAAAGCCGGCGGAGAGCCACCAGCAGGCGCCGCCACCGACGUGGCUGAACAGCGCAAUUCUGCGGCAACAAAGUCAGUAUGUCGGUGAUGGCUCUGGAGGCAGCGGGGAAGGGAAUUUCCUAAAUUCUCACAGCAACUCCGAGUCCUCGGCGGCGGCGGCGGCCUCGAAUCAGUGGCUCUCGAGGUCAAUUCUGCAGAGGAACGUCAGGGACGACGUGCCGGUAUCGAGAGAUUCGAUGAUCGCCGCGGCGAUUAUGCACGAAUCGGCGGCCGAUUUGAACGCCAACGACGACGACGACGUCAAAAAUAUCGGCAACAAUGACAACCACGGUGGAGCUGCCGGCGGCGAGUUGGGCGAGAGUGAAGUCGUCGGCGGCACCGGAAUCGUGAACUGGCAAAAUGCCAGGUACAAAGCCGAAAUUCUAGCGCAUCCGUUGUAUGAGCAGUUAUUAUCAGCACACGUGGCGUGCUUGCGAAUCGCAACUCCAGUGGAUCAACUCCCGAGGAUUGACGCCCAGCUCGCGCAAUCUCAGCAAGUCAUUGCAAAAUACUCAGCGCUCGGACAUGGAAAUCUCGGAGACGACAGAGAACUCGAUCAAUUCUUGACCCACUAUGUCUUGUUGCUUUGUUCUUUCAAAGAGCAACUGCAACAGCAUGUGCGCGUUCACGCCAUGGAAGCAGUUAUGGCAUGCUGGGAAAUCGAGCAAUCUUUACAAAGCUUAACAGGAGUGUCUCCAGGAGAAGGAACAGGUGCAACAAUGUCAGAUGAUGAUGAUGACCAGGUGGAUAGUGAUGCCAACCUGUUUGAUGGAGGAGGUUUAGACGGUACAGAUAGCCUGGGAUUUGGUCCUCUCAUUCCAACCGAGAACGAAAGGUCAUUGAUGGAGCGUGUAAGGCAGGAGCUGAAACAUGAACUAAAACAGGGUUACAAGGAGAAGAUUGUAGACAUUAGGGAAGAAAUUCUCCGCAAGCGAAGGGCUGGAAAACUUCCCGGUGAUACCACAUCUGUCUUGAAAGCUUGGUGGCAAUCACAUGCCAAGUGGCCAUACCCAACUGAGGAAGACAAGGCUAGGCUAGUGCAGGAAACUGGGCUCCAACUAAAGCAGAUUAAUAACUGGUUCAUCAAUCAGAGAAAGAGAAACUGGCACAGCAACCCUUCCUCUUCUACAACUUUGAAGAGCAAACGCAAAAGGUGAAGAAACUAAUGAAGUCAACCAGUCAGGUCUUGUGGCUAAUCCAGAUUUACUUUGAUGAGUAGCAUAGAUAGCAUGGAGUUGAAGCCACAAGAUAAGAAACACUACUGAUAGAUGUUCGUAGAUAUGCUCAGGUGACAUUUUGCAGAGAUGGAAUGGAAGCAUGCUUUUUGCAAGUUCUAAUAGCUACAAGUUAAUAGAUACAUCAUAUAUAUAGUACCAAAACUGGGUUUGGGAUGGGUGUUUCCGAAAUCUCAUUUUUGUUGUCCUGUUUUCAACAUUUGUUAGUUAUUAUAUUAUAGGAGGGAGCAUAGGGGUAGUAGGGUAUGGGGGUGGUGGUGGGGGUGUACAGUUCAAUAAUCCAUUGUAUGACUUUGGAUGCAAUUAUCAGUUCAGAAGUAUGUAUCUAGUUUUGUAAGUGCACUAUGAGAAUAUUUUAAAUUAUAGAUAAUUUUUGUUGUAGCUU
Molecule: messenger RNA, 2539 nt
Organism: Ipomoea nil (Japanese morning glory)
Lineage: Eukaryota; Viridiplantae; Streptophyta; Magnoliopsida; Solanales; Convolvulaceae
Product: homeobox protein knotted-1-like 3
Exons: 6
Coding region: 748-2076 (442 amino acids)
Biological process (GO): regulation of DNA-templated transcription
Cellular component (GO): nucleus
Molecular function (GO): DNA binding
Source: RefSeq, a predicted model, not a curated record